Messenger RNA from Cynara cardunculus var. scolymus (artichoke), 1010 nucleotides. Its product is annotated as probable WRKY transcription factor 70. Bases 155 to 940 code for a protein of 261 amino acids. Lineage: Eukaryota; Viridiplantae; Streptophyta; Magnoliopsida; Asterales; Asteraceae. The transcript has 3 exons. Gene Ontology annotation, biological process: regulation of DNA-templated transcription. Gene Ontology annotation, molecular function: DNA-binding transcription factor activity; sequence-specific DNA binding. The record is from RefSeq and is a predicted model, not a curated record.
AUUAUUGAGAGGUGUGUUACGAGGUUGUAGCUUAUAUCUCGUACCCACAAAGCUCAUCCAAAGUUUGACAUUUGUUCACCAAGAUUCGAGAUUAAUCUUAACGAACUGAGUUUGAUCUUUAAUCUGUUAAUAGUGUAAUCUGAUAGAUCUUGCGAUGUUUGAUAACACCUUUUCAGUCUUGAGUUUCUCUAGCAUCAACGAGAUUUCAUAUAAUCACACUGGUGAUAUACAAUCAUCGAGCAAUUUGGGUGGCCAAAAGUCGGAAGAUUUCAACAAGAAUAUUAAGAUUGAACCUCAGGUAGAAGCUAAAAGAAGAUGUUGUAAAAGAAGAAAAAUCCCAUGGACAUCAACUAAAGUAACUUCUACCUUGGUUGAUGACGGAUAUGCUUGGAGAAAAUACGGACAAAAAGCAAUCCACCACACAAACCAUCAAAGGAGCUAUUAUAGGUGCACUUACAAGUUUGACCAAGGAUGUGAAGCAACUAAACAAGUUCAAAAGACCGAUGAUGAACCAUCAAAGUAUAAAAUAACCUACAACGGAUACCACACAUGCAAAAAUCAUCUGAGAGGCCCAGAGAUGAUUUUUGAUUCAUCAAAUCUCGAGGAUUCAUCAAUCAUUCUUAGCUUUGAAACAAAGGGGCUCAUAGACGAGAAACAAGUUGACUCAUAUUUCCCAUCGAUGAAACACGAUCAACCAAAGGAAGCAUUAUUUCCUCUAGAAUCCACAUACAGUCAAUCUGUGUUGUUACAAGAUGGGAUUAGAGCAGAAGUAUUCGAGCCCGUGUCAGUGGAGUUGUUAGAGUAUGAACAUCAAGAAAUGAUUUCAUUAGAGACUUAUUUAGCUGGCAACGAUGGUUAUGAGAUAGACAACUUAACUCUAUUUGAUUUUAGUGAUAACUUGUUGAAUAAUGCUCAAGACGAGCUUGCGUGUUGUAAUUAAUUAUUCCUAAAUGUUCCAAACAUAAAUUAUUACGAUUGUUUUAAUCAUUGAGACGUGGUCACACUCUUUC